UUCUAAGGCUGCGUUCUGCAAAAUGAUGCAUUUGCAGGCUGCUAGGAUUUGGUCACGUUAUAGGGUUUCUCAAGUCCUCUUCACCAACCCUGCUCGAUGCUAUGUUUCGAGAAAACAAGACUCGGGAUCAUACAGUGUUAGGGUGGGAUUCUUUGAGCGACUUAAACGAAAAUUUUCGAAUGAAAAAAUAAUUGGCAUGGAUCAUUUGGGUAAUGUGUAUUAUGAAAAAAUUACUCGAAGUGGUAAAACUAUUAGGACAUUUCAAAAUGAUAAGUUCAAUAAUGCUGAAGAUGUAACUGACUUUAUAGAUGAUGUCGACAUACCGGUAGAAUGGCAAGGUUGGCUGAGAAAAACAAGAGAUGAUCCACCCACACAGGAGGAAAUCAAUAUAAAUCUAGCAAUUGCAGCAACCAAGAAAAUUAAAGGUAGACAGUUGGAAGAAAAAUAUAACCAGGAACAUGCAGGCAGCAGUGUAAAAAGUCAAUCUUCUAAGAAAAAAGUUGCAUUUCCAAGCUAUGACGAGUAUGAAAUCAAAGCAGGUGCUGAAAUAAGGAACUUUCCGAUUUCAGACAAGGAUAAAAAAUCAUAACAGACCUUUUCUGAAUAAAGCUUGGCAACAUGAAUGAUAUUGCAUAUCAUUUUAUAACUAUUGCAUCAUCUUGAUUGACUGAUGCACAGUUCACUUAGAUUUCUGGCAGAAAUCAAAUACAGAAAGUUGAUGCAAACAUCUACUAGUACAUAUAUGCUGUACUUUCUCUUUUGUUUGUGAACUGAGGGUGUAUGAGAUAGAUGCAAUGGACCUAACAACUUCUGGGUUACCUCUAAAGCUGCAAUGCGGGCCAUGUACACUUUUUGAUAGCUUUGACCUCAUUACUUUAGUCAUAAGCUCAUAGACCCCAUUUCCAUAGAUUUUUAGAUCAAUCUAUCCCUGUGGGGAGUCUCACUAGAUUACUGUCAGCUU
This is a messenger RNA of Lingula anatina, 961 nucleotides long. RefSeq names its product NADH dehydrogenase [ubiquinone] 1 alpha subcomplex assembly factor 2. The record is from RefSeq and is a predicted model, not a curated record. Gene Ontology annotation, cellular component: respiratory chain complex I; mitochondrion; membrane. NCBI's taxonomy places the organism in Eukaryota, Metazoa, Brachiopoda, Lingulata, Lingulida, Lingulidae. Gene Ontology annotation, biological process: mitochondrial respiratory chain complex I assembly.